AUGUCUUCGUGGAUAAAAGCAUCUAAAGUUAAUCAAAAAACACACAGAGAACGUCACCAGCCCGAACAUCGUCAAAAGUACGGAUUGCUCGAGAAGAAAAAAGAUUAUAAGGUUCGAGCCAGACAUCAUCAAGAACGCGAACGUGUGCUUAAAUUAUUGAAGAAACGAGCACAAAAUCGUAAUCCAGAUGAAUUUUAUUUUCAUAUGACCAAAUCUAAAGUUGAAGAUGGGCGACAUACAGAAAUACGCGAGGAAGACGAACAUACUGAAGAUCAAAUUAAACUAAUGCAAACAAGAGAUUUGAAAUACAUCAAUAUGCGUGCUACUAUGGAAAGGAAAAAAGUUGACCGUUUACAAUCCCAAUUACACUUUUUAGAUCAAGCUAAUCAAACAACAAACAGUCACAUAUUUUUCAAUGACAAUGAUAAUCAGUGUGUUACUGAUUUAGCCGAAAAGUUGGGUACACAUCCUGAUCUCGUUGACAGAAAAACGAAUCGUUUAAGAUUAUCAGAUUUAGAAAAAAUUAAGCUUCCUGAUUUGGACGAACAGACAAUUAAAGAAAUGUUAUCUGAAAAAAAAAAAUCAUAUAAAGAACUAGAACGACGAAAAAAAAGAGAAAAAGAAUUGUCAGUUGUGCAGAGGAAGUUGGAAAUAAAAACUCAUUUGCUUAGUGGUUCCAAGCAAGAAACGCCCAAGAAGAUAAAGCCAGCAACAAAAGAUGCAGCUCCAAUUUAUAAAUGGAAAUACGAAAGGAAAAAGUAA
Cinara cedri is the source of this 762-nucleotide messenger RNA. Lineage: Eukaryota; Metazoa; Arthropoda; Insecta; Hemiptera; Aphididae. The record is from the annotation of a GenBank genome assembly.